ACCAACAGGAAGCAACAAGUCUAUAUGUAUGGCAGACGGAAGUGUUAGAGUACAUGACAGUAUCAGACGAGCUCACCCCAUCUUCUUGAGGCUCCACAUAGAGUUCAUCACCGAUCCUGGACAGAGAAUGGAUAGCUUUGGCCAACACUGGAAGUGUGUAAGAUCUGAGGAACGCUGCUGUUCACCAUCUGUCUUCCCUUCAACGCUGAUAUAAAUGGCUGUUGCCGAAAAGGUGUGACUAAAACAACCUUCAUGCACUGAAACCAGGACAUUUGGCGAAAGAGAGAGAGACUUUGAAAAGACACAAGAGGACAAAAGUCUGGAACUUGUUUAUGUUUGACUCAGCUUUGUGACAAAGCAACACAGAAAGAGAGAGAGACUACCGCUGAAACUUCUGAGGAUUAUGGAGGAGUGGAUAGUGAAACAUGCAUGAGGAGGAGCAGCCUACACUGAGAAAAAGAAUUUGUUUUCUAGCUGAGGAAACCUUAAGAUGGUGAGAAACUACUGAGAAGACAAUGGAAAAACACUGGAAUAUCAAAAAAGAGGGAAACAACCUUCAAAGGAAUCUUCACAACGAAAGCCGGACAAAGGGGUGACGUGAUUCCCACACAGCUCAUUACUCUUGUCACAGAGCAGACUCUUUUAAAAAAAACAAACACAUUUCAUAAAAUUGUGUGGGAUUCAUCCCUGCAUAGCGACCUAUAUUAUCAUAUUUACAUGCGCUCCUUGUCGUCAUUCUUGUCUAUGACUUCAGGAUUUGAUAAACAACCUUUCUGUUCCUAAAUGUCUCAGUCACGUAAUCCAACAGACACUCAGGGCUUGCUGCAGUCCAUGCUGCAGAGACUGAAGAUCCACUCAGGAAGAGAGGGUCAGGAAUACGUGCAUACACCUGUUCCCAUUACAACUUCUUCCACAUGGGGGCAAGAUGGAGUGAGAGGAGCCUCCUGUCUUGACAGUCCUGUAAAUGGUUUGGGGUUUGAUACAAACGGUAUCCCCUCCAAAGAGUUUGGGAUCCCUGCUGUGGACAAUAACUUUGGCCUCAAAGGAGAGAAAAUACAACAACCAGGUCUUAGCUAUGAAGUGAACAGGGGCUUCACUUCCUUCCCCACGCAGAAAGGCAACGCUGUUGGCGACACAGGUGAAAACAGGUUGUUGGGUCAAGCCACAUUGCCUGGAAUCACACCACCUUCAACAAAGGAUGCUGAAAUCACUUCCUUUGAGAGGACCAAAGGAGAAAUGGUGGCUUUUGGCAGUUCUGCAAUUACAAGGCACACCCCUAGUAAUAAAGAUGCUGUAACAAGCAUGGGACAAAAUAAAGACGAGGACCAGGAGUUUAAACCCAAAGUCUAUAUGUGGUCUGUGAAGCCCCCAGAUUUUGACAUGGGAAAUCAGAAGGAUAAAAUGUUGAACAUGAGAAAUGGAGUAUUUGGAGCUUUGGCACAAAGUAAAGACAUGCACGCUGACCAAAAAACAACAAAUAGCAUCUCUAGAAGAAAACAGCAAUCACCGGAGCAUAAAACGAGAAGAUGGACUCAGAAGAUCAAGGAGAGAUGGAAGGACAGGCCGGGGAGUUUUGGCAAAAAGAGAAAAGAAGAAGAACAGAAAGAAGAGCAGAAGAAUGAGCAAGGAACUGAAAUUUCGCCUGAGAACCAACUAUUGACAAGAGAAACUCCCGUCAGUGCAUCAGAUAAGAAGGAAGAAAGAGCCCUCCCUUCACUAGACAGCAGAGGCCCCAGCAAAAACCCUCUGACACACACAGAAGUGAAAACUAAUGAAGGAUAUACAAGGUCUGCUGGUGACUUUGAGAUUGGCCUCGGCUCGUUUAGCUUGCUGGAAGAGAUUGUCACGGGUCAAGAGUGGGCCAAGUUCCUAAAACCCAAACAAUCAGCUGCCUCGACUAUUCAGAAACCAUCAGGAGAACUCCAAAUCCCACUGAAUUCUUGUGGCAGCAGUCAAUCAUGUCAGAUUUUGAACCAUGAAGGAGGUGUGAACAGCAAGUGGAGCUUCAGGGGUGCUGAGGCAUCACAAGUUUCAGGUUUCAGCAUGGCACAGAUAUUGCCUGGUGGUUUUGUACCAGCUAGGAUGGAUGUUUCAGAAGAAAAACAGCAGCAGCAUGUUCACAGAGAGGCUGACCUAUCAGAACCAAUGGAGCAUGGACACGCUCAAUCAAAUGUGCAAUCUGGAGACAGUGGACUGGGACAGCCACUUAGACCUCCAUCCUUUCCACAGCCUGCAGAUAUUCUGAACAACCCAGUGCUGAGGCACAGAGCACAGCUCAACAGAAAGAGACACCAUCACUCAACUGAGAAUAGAGACGAGAGGCUUCAAACAGAGAAAAUAAGUGAUACAAAAGAGGCAGACAGAGAGGGGUCCAUACCUUCACCGAGCCUGACAAGCAGCCAUGUGAUGGAGGAGGCCGGAGAGUCACAACAAGAUAGCGUCAUGCCUUUAUACAUGCCAAAUUCUCCUCCUUCACUUCUUACUCCUUCUGCUUUUAAUCCCUUUGCUCAUGCACCAAAGGGUGUUCUCAAACACUCCAUAUCCCAAGAUUCAGAGUCCUCAGUGGAAAUAGUGACAAAAAGGAGGCGAGUCGAGGAGAACCGACGGGUCCGUUUUUCAGAGGCGCUGGUGACCAUAGCGCCUCCGGAGCUGAAUCCGGAUGCUACCGACUCAGAGGAGGAUUCGGGAGCAGAGCAGGACGCUGUGAUACAGCAGGAGCCUGAGGUGGAGCAGGCGCUGGUAGAGGAGAUGGCACCGGCACGCCGGCCUGCUCUCCCUGCCUGGAUACUGGCUCUUAAGAGGAGGAACACGGGGAGGAAGCGCAGAUAGUGAAACUGCCAACGUGGGCAUUUAGCCUCGGGGACGUGUCUUUUUUUAAAAUGGAUGAAAAAGAAACAAAAUUUGACUCCAAAGCAGUUUCAUCUGGUCUGGAAGUGAAAAGCCGGAAAACAUAACCACCUUUUUGCACACAGAAGGUCUGCUGCCUGGAUUUCUGUCUGGACACUUACAGUGUCUCUCUAUAGACCAGCACCACAGAAUUGAGAGCAUUUCAAGGCUUUGCAGCUACAACCAUUUACUGCCACUCAUCAGCAACACAGCUUUGCUUAGCACCACCUCAGCAGCAGAAGUUAAAGGGGAAAAAAAAAGAAAAGAGAUCAAAGCAGAAGUUAAAACUGGCAACAAGUCUGACCUUCUCAUCUCUCAAGGAUGAUGUUUAACUGCCGGAUACGCAUACUUACCAGUGUGGAAUCAGCUCUGUGUGUGCUUAGACUCUUUGGUUACUGGAGAAAAUAUUAUUCCACCAGAUUCUAUCAGACAUAAUCUAUUGUCCUCCUCCUCCUCCUGUGUCACACUGUACAGCAGCAGAUUACUCUCUGGUCUCCUGUUAUGUUCAUUAUGUCUCUUUCGUAAUGGCUCAGUGUCCGGCCAUCCUGGAAAUGAAUCCCAUAGGGAGACAGAAAUAUGAGUUUAGAGCUCAGUGGUUUCUGACACACUGCAACUCUCUGUUCAACUAAAGCAAUGUGGAAAUCAUAUUUUUAAGAGACAUGUGCUCACUGCAGAGAGUCACCCUAUCAUUGAUAGGGUGUACUAUCCUGGUCUAUAUUACUAUCUCUGGGCCUAUAUUACAUUAAAGCAAUAGUUCUACAUUUUGUUAAGAACGCUUGUCUGCUUUCUCCCUGUGAGUUAGAUGAGAAGAUUGAUACCCCUGCUAUUUAUAUGAUCUCCACUGUGCCAUUUUUACACAUAGGUUUUUAAUAUAAACAAAUGCCUUAUGCCAAAUUCCACAUUAAGUAGCGAUCUCAAGAUGAUGUUCUCACAGGUGAAUUUUAUUACCUUAGGAGAGAACCAGGCGGGCAUUUCCCUCCAGUUUCCAGUCUCUGUGCUGAGCUAAGCUAUCCGGCCGCAGGCAGUAUUGUAGGUUCACAUUUAUGGCACAAACAUGAGAGCGGUAUCCCGCUUCUCUUCUAUCUGCAAGACACCAUCAAACCAUAUUGUUUUCCAGGAUACGAGUGCUGGAAAACUACUCAUAGAUAAAAUAUUAAAAAACAAAACUUCUAGCUACCUCUUUAUCCCAGUCAUAUUUAUUAAUUAUUCUCAGUGGAGACUGACUGAAAAAAGUGACAUCAGCCUGCUUUUUUCGUGUUUCACAACUGCAGUCUUCAAAUGCUGUUCUGGAAGUGAGAAAACUUGACUGAUUUUUCAUUCUCAGUUGCUGAGUGACCGGAGACACCGUUCAGAGAGAUAGAGUACUUCACGGCGCUGUGUAUCAUAUUCUGUCAUUUCCAUUACAUGCAUUACAUUGAUUUGUGUGAUUAAAUUAGUACAUCAAAUUUUUUGGCUAACUGGAGUCAAUUCCCCCGUGGCCUCCCCUCACAGCUAUCCUCUCUCGUAAAUCACUGUCAGAGCCAUUAAGAAGCUCUUUAGCUCGUCUAUUAGUGCCCCGGUCACAACUUUUACUGAGAGGAGCAGAGAAAGUGGGGGAGGGGCGCUAAAAUGUAAAGUAUGUGCGUGACAGAAAGUGCAAGAAAGACAGUGACAGAGAAUUACGUAAAUGAUAAAAAUGUGUGAGUGCACCAGAGAUACUAAAUAAAUUGGAUUUGUUUUUAGAUUGUCCGGACAUUACUCUAUUAGUCUGUAACAGUAACGUGGCCUUCUGUGCGUCACCACCCAGAAGUAGACUAAUAAUGGUCCACUUGUAAACCUCAAACCACUUGCUUGUGCACACACACACACACACACACACACACACACACGCACGCACACACCCCAUCAUUAGCCAUAUCUUUACACCAUUAGAGGACUCUUUAGUGCUUUUAUUUGUGCAGGACAAACAAGAAGGGCUGCUGUUAAUAAAGAAAGAAAAAUACUCCAAAAUGUUUGGGAAAAAAAGUUUAUUCUCAGUGUUUUGUUGUUUUUUUUUAUUGAACACCUUUUUCAAAUUCUGGCUUGUUGGAGCACAGCUUUAUUCUCAUUAUGUACCUAUUCAGCCCUAAUAUUCUGGCUGACAAACAGGAGAUUGCAGUUUACUGGAGUUAAAAGGCUGUAAAAUGUCUUAUAAAAUGAAACUCCUUGCAAUAAAAUAAGCUUUUUACUACUG
This is a messenger RNA of Scatophagus argus, 5098 nucleotides long. RefSeq lists its product as uncharacterized. The transcript has 7 exons. The coding region runs from base 784 to 2829 and encodes 681 amino acids. The record is from RefSeq and is a predicted model, not a curated record. Lineage: Eukaryota; Metazoa; Chordata; Actinopteri; Scatophagidae.